Closterium sp. Naga37s-1 is the source of this 486-nucleotide messenger RNA. The record is from the annotation of a GenBank genome assembly. NCBI's taxonomy places the organism in Eukaryota, Viridiplantae, Streptophyta, Zygnematophyceae, Desmidiales, Closteriaceae.
AUGGACGUUGCCAUUGACGCCGGAAGGGAGGGGUUGUGGGUGAGGGCGCACGAGGUGAGGGCGCACGAGGUGAGGGCGCACGAGGUGAGGGCGCACGAGGUGAGGGCGCACGAGGUGAGGGCGCACGAGGUGAGGGCGCACGAGGUGAGGGAGCACGAGGUGAGGGCGCACGAGGUGAGGGCGCACGAGGUGAGGGCGCACGAGGUGAGGGCGCACGAGGUGAGGGCGCACGAGGUGAGGGCGCACGAGGUGAGGGCGCACGAGGUGAGGGCGCACGAGGUGAGGGCGCACGAGGUGAGGGCGCACGAGGUGAGGGCGCACGAGGUGAGGGCGCACGAGGUGAGGGCACACGAGGUGAGGGCGCACGAGGUGAGGGCGCACGAGGUGAGGGCGCACGAGGUGAGGGCGCACAAGUCUAGUAGCCAUGCCAGCCAUAGCAGCACCGGGCCAUGGCAGCUCAAGCAGCAGCAACCUCCACUGCUGUGA